AGAGUACAGUGAGACUGUAGACUGUGAGGGUGUUGUACUCUUUGGGUUGUAAAACGUUUGUUUCGCGUUUUGCAUGUGACGCGCAGCGGAAGAAGACAGGUGACUGUUCGAGUUGUUACGGCGUUGACAUGGCAUGUAUGGCGUUCGUUGAUGCAUUUUGAUUUAACGAUGCAGACAAUGGGAUUUUAAUUGUCACUUCAUCAAAGAAAUAUUGAAAUAAAAUUGCAAAAUGAAGAUUGACAGAAGUCGAUUAAAGAAGAGCACUUCGGAAGUGCCUGCUGAGUGCCAGGCACUGAUAGACAAAUUACGAUCUUGUACACAAAAUGAAUUAUUGGAUGAAUUAAAAGCAAUUGAUGCCUGGACUUUUGGAAAAUGUGAGUUGUACCAUUGGAUCGACAUACUAGACAUAUUUGACUCUAUUUUGGAGGAAGGAGCAAGACAAAUAAGUCCUAAUAACUGGAUUAUAAAUUGUGAUCUUCAAGAAAAUGAGCAAGUGAAAGUUCUCUUACUUUGGAUUCUACGGUUUACAACUCUCUUGAUUGAGCAUUCAUUUUCUCGACAUCUGUACAAUUCAAUGGAACACCUGAUAGCUUUACUGGCAUCAUGUGACAUGAAUGUAGUACUGGCUGUUCUAAAUCUUCUGUACAUGUUCAGCAAGAGAAGUAAUUUUUUGCAGCGCAUUAAUAAUGAGAAAAGAGUGGCUUUAAUUCAACGCUUGACUUACUUAGCAGAGAACUGGGGAGCAAGACAUGGUUACUCUCUUAGUAAUUGUGUGGCUAACAAGCCAAUACAAGAAUAUCCUCCUGAAACUACUACACUACACUAUGAAUACUAUGCAGAGGUUACAGACAUAACUCAAACAGUUUCUGGAAAAAAUAAGUCCUAUUCUGUUGCUCCAGUUGUUAUCCAUAUUGAGAAAUUACAUACUCUUAAUAAAACUCCCGCUGAAAUUAUGAAUGACAUCGUUUUGAGGUAUCCUCCACCAAGAGAUAAACAAGUUCUAAUGAUGCUGUUUACGUACAUCCGGUCAGCAGUGAACUUUCCAAACUAUCCUGUUCGUCUGCUAUGCGUUCAGGCUCGGUUGCAAGCACUUUCAGUUCUAGCAUAUUCAAAUGCCUUAGCAGAGUGCGCUCAUACUUUAUUAUAUGAAGGAUUAGUGGAAGAAUUACGAAAUGUUUUACACAUAGCUGUUGAUGAUCAAGUUGAAAUCCGAGCUUCAGCUGUAAGGACUCUGACAUCGAUUAUACAUUUGGAUAGGAAUCCGCAUUUUCCAAAAAAAUCAGGUUCUAGAUUGAGCAUGAUAAUUGAUGUUACUGGAGCAUCUUCAUACCAUGGAUUUCUUCCAACAUUGACUCGUAGCUGUAUUUAUGACUUAAUUCGUGGGGACUCAAAAUAUGAGUAUUUUCCUCCAUAUGAGUUCAGAGUUGAAAAGUACUCUCUACCACUUGCCACAUCUCUCUUCAGUUUUUUAUAUCACCUUGCUAGUUAUGAGGCUGGGGGUGAAGCACUAGUAAGUUGUGGUAUGAUGGAUAGUUUAUUGCAAGUUAUUGAUUGGCCUGGGCAUGAAUUAGAACAUAUCACAUUUGUUACUCGUGCUGUCAGAGUCAUAGAUUUGAUUACUAACAUCGAAAUGCAAGGAUUUCAGGCUCGUGGUGGAUUAACAAGUUUCAUCAAUAGAUUGGAGAUGGAAGUUAAUAUUUGUAGGAAAGAACAGCCUUUUGAAAUUCCUACUGCAGAUUCAUCACCACCUGAUGAUGAAGAAAUGAGACCACCUGAAGAUGAAAGGCCACCUGUGUUAGAAGAAAUGGAUGUGGAGCCAGCUGCAAGUAGAGAGUCUGGUGUCCAUCCUCCUAGUCUUCCAGAGGGAGCACAUCCUCCUCACAGUGAUGCAGGUGGUGAAUCGUCUAUUUUGAGGCGCCAGAAAGAAUAUGAUGCUGCAAAAACUGGCAAGAUGUGCCUUCCUCAAAGAGCUGCUUUGCUGAAGUCCAUGCUUAAUUUUCUCAAGAAGGCAAUUCAAGAUACUUCGUUUGCUGAUAGUAUUCGACACAUCAUGGAUGGAUCACUUCCUAGCUCAUUAAGACAUAUAAUAAGUAAUGCUGAGUAUUAUGGACCUUCGUUAUUUCUGUUAGCUACUGAUGUAGUAACAGUAUAUGUAUUCCAAGAACCAUCCCUUUUAUCAUCACUGCAAGAUAAUGGAUUAACUCAUGUUGUGUUGGAAGCUCUACUUGUGAAAGAUGUCCCUGCAACACGUGAAGUCUUGGGCUCUCUUCCAAAUGUUUUCAGUGCAUUGUGUUUAAAUGAUCGUGGUUUAGCUCAAUUUAUUGUGUGCAACCCAUUUGAGAGUUUAUUUAAAGUAUUACUUUCCCCUGUCUACUUGGGAGCGAUGAGGCGGCGAAGAACAACUGAUCCCAUCGGAGAUACUGCUUCAAAUUUAGGAAAUGCAAUGGAUGAAUUGAUGCGUCAUCAACCCACGUUGAAGAGUUCUGCUACUUCUGCCAUCAUUAAGCUUUUGGAGGAGCUUUGUGAACUUGGACGUGAUCCAAAAUACGUGUGCUGGCGGGCUCAAAACAGAAUGGAUGUCUCUCCUACUCCUGCACCACGUCCAUCAACUAGUAAUGAAGGAGGUAGUAGUGAUGAGGAGGAGGAAGAUGAGGAAGAAGCAUCUACCUCUUCACACACACAGAGAGAGGAAACGACUACAGAGACCACUAAUCUCAGUGAACGUCAGCCAGUUGCUUUACUGGACUACAUAAUAAAUGUGAUGAAAUUUGUGGAUGCCAUCUUAAGUAAUAAUUCCACUGAUGAUCAUUGUCGGGAAUUUGUAGCACAGAAAGGAUUACCACCUCUGAUGUCAAUUUUGGGUUUACCAAAUUUGCCUGUUGAUUAUCCUGUCACUGCUGCUGCACAAGCAGUUGCUACUGUUUGUAAAUCAAUUUUGAAUUUGUCUCACGAGCCUCAGGUUCUAAAAAUUGGACUCAUGCAAUUGAGUGUUGUAUUGGACUCUCUCAGACCGUUGCACUGCCCAAUAGAAGAACCUGGAAGUUCUGUACUUUUGCAUGAAUUAGCUACAGCUCCUAAUCUUGAAACAGCUUUCAGUACAGCAUCAGCUACCCCUUUAUUACAUGCAAUGAGUGCUGCUCAUGGCUAUGUUGUGAUGUUUGUACAUGUGUGUCGGACUGGACAAACCGAAAUACGCUCUCUCUCAAUUUCUCAUUGGGCUUCAGAGUUGGGACUCAGUGUUCUGCGUGGCUUGGCCAGAUUGUAUAGUUCUCUUGUUUGGGAAAGUACUCUCUUAUUAGCAUUAUGUAGUGAUGAUAUAAUUCCUGCGGAUAGCAGAUUUGGGAAAGAGGACUUGGAAAAACUUCUUCCUCCUGAAUUGAGGAGUGAUGAUGCCCCAUGGCGCAGUACUCCAAAUGAAGCUGGUAGCAGUAGUACAUCUGUAGAAGCAAUGAACACUGAUGAUGACAUACAGGUCAUUGUUGAGGAAUGUGGUUACAAAACAAAGGAAGGAAGUCGUCAGUUACCAUCAGCGAUUCAGCUGAAAUACAUCAGGCCUUUACUUGGAGCAUCCUCUCGUCUUGGACGAGCACUUGCUGAACUGUUUGGAUUGCUUGUCAAAUUGUGUGUGGGUUCUCCUAUGAGACAGAGGCGUGGCCAACAACUCACUACCAGCACACCAUUAGUCCCUUCUCCUCCUGCACGUGCAGUUGCAGGUGCUUUGACUGAUCUUCUUGUAGAUGGCCUCAAUUGGAAGUUAUUGCCUUCUACUAGAAUCACAAAAUUCAAAUUCACCUUCCUUAUAUGCUCAGUUGGAUUCACAUCUCCAAUGUUGGGGGAUGAGAAGAAAUGUGCGUAUCAUCUGAUGCUUCAAAAAUUUGGAUCCUUGGGCUUUACUGCAUUUCUUGACACAUUCUAUUGGGCAAUUAGUGGUGGACAUAAAUUUGAUGCCUACAAUGGUUUAGAGCAUCCUGAUUUACCUGAAGGAACUGGUGAAUUCUUGGAUGCUUGGUUACUGCUUUUAGAAAAGCUAGUUAACCCUAAAAAUGUAUUAGAAUCUCCACAUACCAUCAGUGUAAAGCAUGGUAUAAUAUAUAAACCAUUUGAUGCUGUGUCGUACUUACAUAAAAUUCAUCAGAGAGCAUUUGUUGCUGUUGGACAUUUAUGGGGCAAGAAGCCUCUUAAACAUUACGGUCCUCGAAUGAGUGACACAAUGAUGGCCAUUUUUAAACAUAUAUUAAGAGGAGAAAAAAUCUGGCUGGAACAUUGUCGCAAAAAUAAGGAUCGAGCUGCACAGCCUGGUGAAGGUAGUUCCGCAUCCAGUUCCACUACUCAGAAUGUUAGUGGGGAUUCUUCUACAUCAGGAUCAACUACAACUCGACGCCCUGUAGAUUUGGAUACUCCUGAGCCAGAAGUAAAUCAAGAGGCUCUUAACCAAUUGAUGGAUAUGGGAUUUUCACGUGAUCACUGUGUGGAAGCAUUAUUUCAUACUUCUAGUGUUGAGCAAGCAACAGAAUAUCUUUUGACAUACCCCUUAACACACAAUAGGCCAGCACAUCAUUCUUCCAUGGAUGUUGAUCUCACAGAGGAAGACCAGAUGUCAAGAGCUAUAUCCUUGUCACUGGGAGAGAAAAUAUCCUCUGACUCUGAAAAUAAAGACACUCAAAAACAGUCUUUGGAACCGGGCAUGGAACUAGAUGAAAGCCUUCUUAUCGACAAAUUUACAGAACAUGUGUUAAAAGACUGUCUUCAGUUAAUGGAUGAAAUUCCUGAUACAGUCUUCCGUGCAUGUGAACUAUUAGUUGCAGUUGCCAAGCGAAAUGGAAAAGCUUGGUGCCUUGAAAUGUUAAAUGAUCUUACAUUUGAGAUUGCUACCAGAAUAUACUACAUGAUUGGCAUCAUGGAGUCGCCAAGAGUAAAACCAUCGGAAGUUGUGACUGAACUGGUAGAGUCAGAUGCUGCUAUUAAGGCUGCUGUUCGAAUUCAUCUGUUUACAUUGUUAUUUGAGCCUUGGUUACAGGGUCCUCAAGAAAUGAGACUUGCAUGUAUUGAAGUAGUGGCUCAAACAUGCAUUAAUGAAGGAUGCAGCCAAUUGCUAAUUAAAGCCCAGAAAGUUCUAGCAGCUCAUGGGCAACCUGUUACUCCUAAAUGGAUGGCACCAUUGAUUUUGCUAAUAGAUCUAUUUGAAAAAGUUGCAGUUAUUACUCACAGGAAAAAUGAAAUGUUAAAGGUUACAAAUAAUGUCUGGAGAUGGUUUGAUCUUACAUCUGGCAAAUGGACAGCUUAUUCUGUUUCGAACAACAAGAUAAUUAAUGAAGCCUAUUGGAAUGGGGAAAGUGCAGUGCGACUAAAUUGUGGACGGAGAAGAUAUGUUAUUCACUUCAAUUAUAUGAUACAGACUAAUGAAGAAAGUGGAAGUCGCCGUCCAGUGACUAUGUCAUUAGUUUGUCGUGAGAAAACGGAAGGCAAGGAUUAUCCUCCAAGAUCAGAAAAAAAAGAUGACAAAGAACCUGACAAAAUGGACACUGAUGCGAGUGAAGAAGACGAACAGAGAAAGAAAUUCAAGAAAAUGAAUAGUGUAGCCAGAGAUGUUCAAGAAGCAUUAGUCAGAGCUUGUGUGGGAAUCCUGGCCCUCCCAGCCAACACGGAUACUCUUCAUGCAGCUAUGAGACUUUGUCUCAGACUCUCUAGAGGGUACGAAAAUGCGAGAACUUUUGCAAAAUUAGGAGGAGUUGGUUAUCUCCUAAACUUGACAAAAGCAUCAUCUUUUGGAGGCUUUCAAGAAUUAGCAACAAUGUUGAUACGCCAUGCAAUUGAAGAACCUGUGACUCUACGUCAUGCAAUGGAAAAGGUCAUUCGAUCAAGGACUUUGCCAAAUAUUCCUCCACCAUACAAAGAAAUCCUUUAUCUUAUGAGGAACACUUCCUCCUGUGUGUGUCGUGAUCCUAAUGCAUACUUGGAAGUAGCCUGUGAUAUUCUGCGGUGUGACCUCAAUUUGUUGCCAAAGAGAAGUGAAGAGGAUGAUCCAAGACUGCUCGUAAAAGCACAGCCAUCUCGUUGGAAUACAGCCUUAGUUAUGCAGGAAGAUGCUGCAGUGCAAGUGAUUAGUGAUUUACUGAAUGCACUGACACGAGUGGUACUAUGUUCAGAAAAAGCAGAUGAACCUGAACCUGAUAAAGAGAAACCUCCAACUAAGAAAAAUGUUUACUGUUCUUACAAUGUAUUGCCAGUACAUAACACCUUGAUGCAUCGAUAUCCUGGUGAUCCUCUCCUUCCUGAUGCUAUUGAGGAUCGUGAACAAGUAAGGAUGUUUCACCAAAAUAAUGAUACAUCUAACAAUUCACAGAAAACUAGUAAAGAUGAAGAAGGAGAACAUUCAGUUCAAGCACCUCAAAGAAAUGAUGGGGAGAAAAGUGGGCCACUGAUGCCCAAGUCAUCAAUACUGAAGAUUUUGGCUGAUGCUGUCAGAUCUUAUUCAGCUUGUGCUAAACUUAUUAUAGAUCAUACAUAUACAGCAGGAAUGAGUGAAUUAGUGAUUGAAGAUUGUACUGCUUUGGCAUUCAUACUUGACAAGUUAAUUCCUGUCAAUGAAAAUCAGUAUGAUAGGGAGUGUCAAAGUACUGCACGUAUGCUUAUUUCUGCAAUUGCAUCAUGUAAUCACACUCCAGAAGCACAGACAACCCUUGUGUGUGAGCUGAAAGCAGCUUUGUUGCGUAGUUUAGCAAUGCCUGAAUCUGUUGAAAAACAUACACGCAUUGCAAACUUGUCAGCAAUAAUUUUACAUACAAUUGAGAAUUGUCCGCCAUUGGUUAACCAACCACAAACACCAUCAAUGAAAUUGCAUCAGUAUAGUAAUAAUGUCAACAACAUUGUUAAAGUAAUGCUUCGGAAAGGCCUCCUCACAGAUUUAGCAAGAAUAGCUCAUUAUAUGGACCUUUCGAGCCCUCACGUUGUAAAUUCAAUCAAUGCUGUUCUUAAACCCUUAGAAACCCUAUCCAGGAUAGUAAAUCAACCAUCUACAACACCACCGUCCAAAGCUGGCAAAGCUAAACCUCAGGUUCAUGCUAAUGGUUCUGCUGAGCACACUGGCACUACAACCUCAGAAGCCACUCAUGCUCAAGGUGAGGAAACUGUUGAAGACGCUGAAAACACUGAUCAUGACAUAUCUGGUACAGCUGAAAGUCUUGAACCAACAUCUGAAAGUCAGGUGCAAGAAGAUGUUGUUGAUGAUGCAGUUCUAGAUGAUGUCAUGGAUCAGCUAUUGGAAAGAGAUGGUGUUGGAAGCAAUGAAGAAAAUAUUUUGAAUGCUAGUUUCACAGUUGAGCCGGAACCUCAAAGUAAUCGUAUGGAAACUGAUGAUGUUCAUACCCCACCUAUUAGAAAUCAGUCAUCACUGCCGUAUGGGAAUGAAGAUGAUGAUACGCAGGAUGUUGACAGAGUACAAAGCAGUGAUUCUGAUUCUGGGUCAAAUCCUUCUGAUGAUCCUGAUGAGGAAGUAAAUAAUGUUGAUGAGGAUGAUGACGACGAUGAUGAAGAAGAAGAGGACGAAGAGGGUGAUGAUAAUGAAGACGAAGAAGGAGGGUCAGGAUAUGAUGAAGAUGGACUUGAAUUCUUUGAGUCGGACGAUGGAUUGUUCCGCAUCCCAGGACUCGAUAGAGAGAAUGAAGAUAUCUUGAUGAUUCAGUAUUCAGAUCCUGAUCUUUCAGGACCUGGUCCUCAUGUCCCAUGGAACAGUAAUAGCUUUCCAAUUCCCUUGGGAAUUUUUGAGGACCCAGGAAAUGGAAAUGAAGCUACUGCAGUUAAUAGGCUUACACCUAACCACCCACUGCUGACUGCACGCCAUCCCUCAGAUACAAAUAAUUUAACAGGUCCUAGAGCUCAAAGAGGAAAUCGACCACGUCGGUAUCAGUAUCUUCAGCUGAAUGGAAGAAGCCCUAAUCCUCCCGUCAUUUUACAAAGGCUUCUGGGUCCAGGCAACCAUGACCUCUCGAUCACCACUAACCAAGCUGGUUAUCGAGAUGCUACUAGGGUUGUAGUGAUGGAUAAUGGAAUGGGAUUAUUUGCCAACACCAAUUCAGAAGAAGAGCAAAUUGAUUUUGUUGACCAAUCUGGAUACUUAUUUGGACCAAGUUUAACUGCAACACUUGGCAACAUUCCUACUGCUUUGUGGUGGUGGUGCGAAGAAGGAAAGUUGCUUGAUGGUGAUUCACAGCCAGACUGUGUUGUAGCAAAUGCAAGCAAAGUAAUUGAAGUGCUGGAAAUAACAAAGGCUGAAGAAAUUGCUUUGAGAAGAGAGAGAUUUCGCAAAAGAAUGGAAGAGGAAGAAUCAAAAAAAAGAAAAGAAGAGAAGAAAAUUUCCACAGAAGGUGAUACUGAGGUUGCCAGCACAUCUUCUGGCCAACCUGCAAGACGUAGCUCAAUUGCUACUGGGAACACUGAUGUUGCCUCAGCUACUGAAAGUUUAGCUGAAUCAAUUGUAGAGUCUGUUCUGCGACCUACACUGCAAUCUCAACCACCACCAGUUGAUGGACCAGUGUUUUCUGAACUUACUACUGGACUUCUCUGCUCUCUUUCUGAGAUCUUGCCUUCAGUUACUGCUCCCCAGAACCCCUUGCCGAGAACAAGUGCUGAACAAACAAUGCAAUCUGAUGGUGCGGCUCCUGCAGCUGGGGCUACUACUGCUCCUGCUCCUGCUCCUGCUUCUGCUGCUCCGCCUGCUGGUGCUGCUGCUACUGUUACACCUCCUCCUACUACUACUACCACUACUACUACUACCACUGCUGCUACUACAGCUGUUGCUGUUAGUGUUACUACUACUACUGCUGCCGCUGCUGUUGCUGCUACUACUACUACAACUACUGCUACAGCUGCUGCUGUUCCUGCAUCAGUUACUUCUGCUACAGUGGCAAUGGCAGCAGCUCCUCCUCCACCACCACCACCACCUGUGGAUGGUGAACCUGAACUCCCAGAAGGUGUAGAUCCAUCUUUUUUGGCUGCUCUUCCUGAUGAAGUGAGAGAGGAGGUGAUAGCAGAACAAUUAAGACUACAGCGACUGAGACAAAGAGCUGUUCAACAAUCAAGUGAAACGGCUCCAACUAGUGUAACAGAAGUGAAUCCAGAGUUCCUUGCUGCUCUUCCACCUGCCAUACAAGAGGAGGUAUUAGCACAGCAAAGAAUGGAACAACAAAGACAGGCUGCAGCAACAGCAAACCCAAAUGAUCCUGUAGAUGCCGCAGCAUUUUUCCAAAAUCUUCAGCCAUCUUUAAGACAGGCUAUUUUAACAGACAUGGAGGAUUCACAAAUAUCUGUACUCCCUCCAGACUUGGCCCAAGAGGCACAAAAUCUUCGUCGUGAAUGGGAAGCUCGAAAUCGUCAGCUCAUGCAAGAAAGGUUUUUUAGUCAUGUGAGUCAUAACAACAGUGCUCUUUCAUCUAUUUUAAGGAACACAGGUAGGGUCGGUUCUGCACGUUACGCAAUUCAUGCAGUGCCCCAGCGGGCACAGUGGAAUCCUUGGAACACACGCCCAGAUCCACACCCGGCUAUGCCCCUCGCAAGCCACGGGUUGAGAUUGAGAGGCAGGCAGCUUUUAGAUCAUGAAGCUCUUGCAUGUCUUCUAGUUCUUUUGUUCUUGGAUGAACCCAAAUUGAAUACAGCACGCUUGCAUAGAGUAUUGAGGAACCUAUGCUAUCAUGGACCUACAAGAGAAUGGGUAAUAAAGGCUCUGCUAUCAAUUUUAGAUCUGUGCACUGAACCUAAACGAGAUGGCCGCAGAAAGCCUCAAUAUAAUUUCUUCUCUACACCCCAAUGGUUAAAUGUGAAAAUGGACACAGCUUUAGGGUUACGUGCAAGAGUGUUUAACAUUGGACAUCAAGCUGGAAAACGUGGAAACAGAUCUUUGGAAACGACUGGAAUUACAGUUCAUAAACGUGCGGCUCCUGUGAUAAUCAGACAUACAUUGGAAGUUCUGAUCUCCUUGGCAAAAACUUUCCCAGGGUACUUUUUGCCUUUGAAAAGUAAGGGCAAUGACAAGGAUGCAUGUAAAGAUGGUGGCAGUAAAUCACGUGCAUCAACAAGUGCUGGACCAUCAGGAUCAAAAUCUAGUCGGAAUGAUUUGGCAAAUUUUUGGGAUAUAUUGUUGAAGUUGGAUUCCACGACGUACUCAAAGAAAGGCAAAAGUGUUGCUCGUUCGCAUUGCCUUCCUGGUCCAGUGUGCGACGAUGAACAUCACACUCACAGCUUUGAGUCUUCUCCAUUUGGACAAUUAAUGAAAAUGUUACAGAAAUUUCCAGGAUACGGUCCAACAUUAGUGGAUAAAAUGUUGAGACUUUUGUCUCUUAUAUCUAUUGGUCUUCCUGAAAUUAAUCCUUACUUACGACACAGAGAACAUGCGGAAGGCAAAAAAUCCGAAGAGAGAGACGAAAGUGUACCAGUAUCCAAAGAAUAUGUUAGAAAAAUUAUGACUCAAUUAGAACUCCAGACAUGCUCAGAAGAAGGCUUGGAAGAUGCCACUGCUCUUCUAUUAAAUUUGUCUAAUUGUCCAGAUCCAACUAAGGAAAUAAUUUAUGGUGUUUUGAUAAAUGGUGCUAUCAACACUGCCAAUUUUGUGAGUCAGUUGUUAAGAGGAGUGCAAAUGGAACUUGACGAUGUUAACUCAAGGUGGGAUCAAGAUCCAUUUGAUGAUAAAGAUAAUAAUGAUGCAGAUGAAAAUGUGAUUUCUGAUUCUGAUGAAGAAUAUGAAAGUAGUGACAAUCAUGACACUAAUCAGAGUGAUAGCAGUGAAAUGAAAGAAAACAAUUGUGAAUCAGAAAGAAUGUAUAAUAGCUAUGAUGAUUCAGGUUUGCAAGAUGAAAAUUACGAAACUCUACAAGAAGAUUAUGAUACUUUGCAAGAUUAUGAGGGUGAAGGAGAAGAGAAUGAGAAUGAUAAUGAAGACAGUGGGGAUGGAGAUUACGAUUAUGUUGAUGCUAAUGAUGAUACAACAGGUUUUGGUGAUGUUGAUAGCUUUGGAGAUGAAGUUGAUGUGUAUUGCGAUGAAGACAAUGGUGAGAAUGGAGAUAAUGAUCACUAUAAUAAUGGUGUUGGUGAAGAGGUUAAUAAAGAAGAAAAUGUUGAUAAUGCUGGUGAUAAUUUUAAUGAUGGGGAAGAACAGGAUGCUACAACAGGAGAAUUAAAUAAAGGAAUUGUUCCUGAUAGAUUCACAAAUGGAACAGUUGUUGUGUCAGCUCCUGUGAAAGUGAAAGGUUGUUAUGAUGUCUUCAUGCCUUCCUUGAAUUCCCUCACAAAAAGAACAUCAACGCAAGCAUUCUUCCUUCGUAUGUUAAGAGUAAUUGUGCAGAUACGUGAAUCUGUUAGAAUGUCUCGGCGGCGGCGUCAAGAAAAUAAUGACAACACAGCAGGAGGAACAGCGACAUCAACAACAUCAACAACCUUGACGACAACGACAACAACAACAGCAGCAACUGCAACAACCACAAAUGCAAUGACAACGGCAACAACCACCCCAGCAACAGCCGCAGCAACAGCAGUGUCUCAGACAACUACCUCAUCAUUGACAACCACCACUGCCACUACAACAGCAGCAACUACAGCCGCCACAGCAGUGAAAACAAAAGACGAGGAACCUGUGCUUCCACCAUUAAGUCAGGAAUUGGAACAAAUUGAUCACCUGUGGGAUACUCUAAGUUCUGUCCUCACUAAAUUGGCAGAAACUCCUGAUAAUCACCAUGCCCCGACUGUUGAAGCAUUUUUCUUGGUACAUUCAACAACAGGAGAAGAGCAGAGAUCUGUUUAUGAAGGACGGCUAGAUCCUUCCCUGGGUGCCGCUCAUGGAACAUACCCUGAAGGUCGUUCAUCUUCCUUUCUCUCUGAUGAGAUUCAUGAACAUCAUCGCAUUGAUGAAAGUGAUCUUGAUCCUAAUGAUGCUGAUGACUUUGAUCCUGUUCAGAUUUUGAAUCACUCUUCUCCUUCUUUUUCUCCUGUUAAUAGUCCAGCUCCUGUUAAUAAUAUUGUUCUUGAUGAUGAUUAUUCUAAUCCUCCAGAACGUAGUCCUGCAGAGCAUAGUCCUCCUAGUUCUCAGAAUUCUAGUUCAAGUCCAAAUACUGCUACUUUAACUUCAACAUCCACAUUCUCUUAUUCAGCUCCAUUAGCCCCAGUCUCUCCACUCCAACCGGAUGCUGAUGGAAGUGCAGGAAAUAAUGCACAGCAGUCUCCUGUAUUCCAAAGUUCAACUUGGGAACAAAGUAGUCCACCUGUUACUCUUAAUCCUGACCAGCAAAAAUUUUUAAAAUUUGCAGAAAAACAUCGUGCAGUCCUCAAUCAAAUUUUGAGACAGGCCUCUACUCAUUUAGCUGAUGGUCCUUUUGCUGUUUUGGUGGAUCAUACACGUGUGCUAGAUUUUGAUGUGAAAAGGAAGUACUUCCGGUCAGAAUUGGAGAGAAUGGAUGAAGGGAUAAGACGGGAAGAGUUGGCAGUUCAUGUGAGAAGAAGUCAUGUUUUUGAAGAUUCUUUUAGAGAACUUCACCGACGAACCAUUGAUGAGUGGAAAAACCGAUUUUAUAUUGUGUUUGAAGGAGAGGAAGGCCAAGAUGCUGGAGGUCUAUUAAGAGAGUGGUAUGUCAUUAUAUCCAGGGAGAUAUUUAAUCCAAUGUAUGCAUUAUUUACAACAUCACCUGGUGACAGAGUUACAUACAUGAUAAAUCAAUCAUCUCACUGCAAUCCUAAUCAUCUCCAAAGCUAUUUAUGAUAACAAGUUAUUGGAGUGUUAUUUUACACGGUCCUUUUAUAAGCAUAUAUUGGGCAUUCAUGUUAAGCACACUGAUAUGGAGAGUGAAGACUACAGUUUCUAUCAGGGACUUGUGUAUCUUAUGGAGCAUCAUGUCAGUGAUUUAGGUUAUGAUCUUACAUUCAGUGCAGAGGUUCAAGAAUUUGGAGUCACUGACGUGAGAGAUUUAAUACCUAAUGGUCGUAAUAUUCCUGUGACUGAGAGCAACAAGAUGGAUUACAUUCGUCUUGUGUGCCAGAUGAAGAUGACUGGUGCCAUCAGGAAACAAAUAAAUGCUUUCCUAGAAGGUUUUUAUGAUAUAAUUCCUAAACGUUUGAUCUCAAUAUUUAAUGAACAGGAAUUAGAGUUGUUAAUCUCUGGAAUGCCAAAUGUAGAUAUUGAAGAUUUGAAAGCAAAUACAGAAUAUCACAAAUAUCAGCCAAAUUCUUUACAGAUUCAAUGGUUUUGGAGAGCUCUGCGUGGGUUUGAUCAAGCAGAUCGUGCAAAGUUCCUUCAGUUCGUGACUGGGACAUCAAAAGUGCCUCUUCAAGGAUUUGCUGCUUUGGAAGGCAUGAAUGGUGUGCAGAAAUUCCAAAUUCACCGUGAUGAUAGGUCUACAGACAGACUUCCCUCAGCCCACACGUGCUUCAAUCAGUUGGACCUUCCUGUGUACGAGACAUAUGACAAGCUUCGCACUUAUCUAUUAAAGGCAAUUCAUGAAUGUUCAGAAGGCUUUGGUUUUGCCUAAAAAGACAAAUUUUUUUGGAGACUGAAACUAAAGGACCUAUAAGAUAGUAUUUUUGUUUUUGUUCAAGCUUAAGUUAAUACUGUAAUUUAUAUAAUUUCAUGCAUGUAAUUAUAGAAUUCAUUAAUAGCUUUCCCACAUGUAUGGCAGUGAUAUCUGGUUGUAUACAAUUAACUCGCAACUUAAUUUCAAGGUAUGACCAAGCUUGUAUUUCAUGGAUUGUAUUUUAUAUGACUGGUAGUUUGGUAAUAUAACUUUCUAGAUUCCUAUCUUGAAUAAAAAGUAUCAGUCGCAAAUAAAUUUUUGGAUGAAAGGUGUAUUGAAAGAAGAAUGAUGUACAUAAUUCUGCAAGACAAGUAAUUUACUGUUUCAUUAGUCUUGGACACACAUCAUGUUUGAAUGGGGAAUGUCCAAAAAUGUAAAUCAAAAGCAAAUAGGAAUUUUGAGAAUGGAAUUAUCUCAAUCAUUGUAAUGUAUAUAGUGCUGUUCACUUCACCAAAGGAAUGAAGCAAUUGAAAUCAAAAUAAGUAACAGUAUUGUGAAAGGCCCUGUCUACCUCAUUACGGUCUUCAAUCUUAAUUCAGAGGUGCGGGUGUUCAGAAAGAGUGGGCAGAUAGACUGACAGUAAGGUGUAUUUUGUCAUGCUUCUAUGUUUGAAUUUGUGUUGUUCAGAAAAUAUUGUAUUUGGAAUUAGAAAACUCAGAAGUAUUGCAUUUGACUACAAGAAGAGAUUUUUCAGACAUACUGCAGCUAAUUAAUAAACAUAAAAUUUCGUCUUCGUUGCCGUGAAUAUCAUGGUUUUCUUGUAUCAAUAUUCUUUAAUACAUUGUCAAUAUUUUGAAAACAUGUUAAAUUAAAAUUAAAGUGUGCUGUUGGAUAUGUAUUGAGAAUAUGUUAAAUAAACUAUUUUAUUGAAACAUUUGUCAUUUUUCAAAACCAGAAAGAAUACUAACUCUUAUAUUUUGAGUGAAUUAAAAAAUGGCUAUUUGAAACAAAUUGUUGUAAUUAUAAUUGAAUGCAUUGUCAAAAAGUAUCCUAUUUUAUGAUUGCUCUUUUGUUUUAAUUAUAUGGUACUGUGAUUGUAGAAAUUCUUAAUUCUGAUAAAAGGUGAAAUCACUGUUAUUCAUUAUUUUAUCAUUCAUUUAUUUUUAGAAGAUUCCUGCUGAGAAAUAUUAAGUUACUUAAAUAUUUUGUCAUUCUCCCUGACCAAUAAAUACUCCAUGCUGGUAUCUAUGUUGAUUAAAAACCCUCUUGCUUAUAAUAACUGGGAGAAUUUGUAUAUUUAAAAGAAGCUGUAGAAUAUGACACUAAAGGAGGGGGAGGUGUAGACAUUAGUGGUUCAAAUAAUGGUACUUAUUUUGGAAUACUGAGUGUUGUAUGAUGUACUUUUUGUGCACCUGUGUAUUAUAUGUUGUUGCAAUAUAUAAAACUCGAGUUAAUCAAAUGUUAUUUUGUCACUUGUUCAACUCAAAAGAUAAGCCCCUAUUUGAAAAUGAUAUUUUCAUACUGCCUCUUCCGAACUGUCAUUUUUCAAAAAUGAAAAGAAAAAAGUAGUCUUGAUUUGUAUAGUAAUGUAGUAUGUGCC
This is a messenger RNA of Gryllus bimaculatus (two-spotted cricket), 15087 nucleotides long. Lineage: Eukaryota; Metazoa; Arthropoda; Insecta; Orthoptera; Gryllidae. The record is from the annotation of a GenBank genome assembly.